Molecule: messenger RNA, 1989 nt
Organism: Pestalotiopsis fici W106-1
Lineage: Eukaryota; Fungi; Ascomycota; Sordariomycetes; Amphisphaeriales; Sporocadaceae
Exons: 3
Coding region: 1-1989 (662 amino acids)
Biological process (GO): proteolysis
Molecular function (GO): tripeptidyl-peptidase activity; serine-type endopeptidase activity
Source: RefSeq, a predicted model, not a curated record
AUGAGAGUAACCAGCUGGACUAUAGCAGCCUCCUGGCUGGGCGGCCUUGCGGCUGCCUUGGCGAUUCCUGACACGCACGUCGUGCAUGAGCAGCGAACCAGCGAGAUGGAGAUUGGACUCCGGAAACGAAGCCGACCAGACGGAAAGCUUCAAUUGCCGAUGCGUAUCGGCUUGAAACAGAGCAACCUCGACCAGGCGCCACAAUGGCUCAUGGAUGUAUCGCACCCAAAGUCGGAGAAGUAUGGCAAGCACUGGACGUCGGAGGAUGUGAUUGAGGCAUUCAAGCCAUCGGACUCGACUGUCGAGGCCGUGAAGCAAUGGCUUGUGGAGAAUGGCAUCUCUGAAGGGAGGAUCAAGCAUACUGACAAUAAGCUGUGGCUUGCUUUCGAGGCCUCUCUUGAGGAGGCAGAGAACCUGCUGCAUGCCGAGUACAUGAUCCACGAGAACAAGAAGGGACGUCUGGUUACCGACACUGAGAGCUAUGCCAUACCCAAGCACCUGACCAAGCAUAUCGAUUAUGUCACGCCUGGUGUGAAGGGUGUCGACAUCACAAGUCGUCUGCGAAGAUCCGAGGAUAUCAUUGCUCGUGACUUCGAGCACGCAAUCAGGAGGUCGAGGAACCGUCUUCGCCCUUUCGCAGCGCUUGAUGAGUCGACCGUUUCUCUGAUGGACACGGAUGCUGCAGCUACAUGCGCCACAGCUAUAUCGCCAGCCUGUCUCCGAGCGCUGUAUGAAUUCGAUGCACUGAAUUCCACCUCCCCGGUGUCAUCCAACAAUUCCAUGGGUAUCUUCGAGGAGGGAGAUUACUACGCUCAAGCUGAUUUGAACUCUUUCUACACCAAGUACGCAUCUUACAUUCCAGCUGGAUGGGGACCGGCCCUGGACGGAAUUGAUGGUGGUACUGCCCCUGUUGCUGUCUCCAAGGCUGGUGGCGAGAGCAACUUGGACUUUGAGCUGGCUAUUCCCAUCAUCUACCCGCAGACCACCAUCGACUACCAGACCGAUGAUGCCUUCUAUGCUGCAGGAGGAGGCAAUGCUACGGGUAUCUUCAAUACCUUUUUUGAUGCUCUGGACGGCUCCUACUGCACAUACUGCUCUGAUGGAGAGUGCGGUAAUGACCCGGAUCUGGACCCGACCUAUCCUGACAGCCAUGCAAAUGGAUACAAGGGCGAAUUGCAAUGCGGCGUCUAUACGCCGACCAACGUAAUCUCAAUCUCGUAUGGUGAGCAGGAGUCAGAUCUUCCGGCCUACUACCAGCAGCGUCAGUGUAAUGAAUUCCUUAAGCUCGGUCUCCAAGGUGUCAGUAUCUUUGUCGCAAGUGGCGAUACGGGCGUUGCUGGCUACGCGGGCUCGACCGGAGCUGCGGCCAAUGGCUGUCUCAAGAGUGGCAAGGUAUUCUCGCCGACCCAGCCCAACAGUUGCCCAUGGCUCACCAAUGUCGGCUCUACCUAUAUUCCCACGGGCAACACCGUCAACGAUCCCGAAGUUGCCACUAAGAGCUUCGGCUCGGGAGGUGGGUUCUCCAACAUCUUCCCGGUGCCCGACUACCAGGCUGCCGCCGUGCAGACCUACUACGACACGGCCAACCCGACUUAUGCGUACUACACCAACGGUAGCUACGAGACUAGUAGUGGUGUCUACAACCGCGACGGCCGCGGUAUCCCUGACGUGGCUGCCAAUGGCGACAACAUUGCAGUCUACGUGCAAGGUCGUCUGGGAACUGAGGGUGGUACGAGCGCUUCUUCGCCCAUCUUUGGUGCCCUCAUCACUCGUAUCAACGAGGAGAGACUUGCCGCAGGCAAGUCGCCCGUUGGAUUCGUCAACCCAACCCUAUAUGAGAACCCCGACGUGUUGAAUGAUAUUGUCACUGGCAACAACCCCGGAUGUGGUACCAAGGGCUUUAGCUGUGCCAAGGGAUGGGACCCCGUCACUGGCCUCGGCACGCCAAAUUACCCCAAGAUGUUGGAGCUUUUUAUGAGCCUGCCGUAA